ACAUCAGUUCAUGAAGUUAAGGAAACUCUUGACGCUACGGUAACUGAAAACAAAGAAGGCGAACGUUGUCUAAAUAACUAUGUCCUGAAAGAAGUCGUUGGCCAGGGAGCUUAUGGAACGGUUACUUUAGCUGUAGAUAAGCUUACUGGAAAUAAAUACGUAGAAUUUAGUAAAACUCGACUUCGUAAAAAAACCAACUAUUUCCGUCGUCCGCGCGAUCGUGGACGUUUUGGCAAAGCUAUGGGAAAUUACGAUCCAUCAUCAUCGGACCCUCUUUAUUUGAUCCGUGGUGAAGUUGCUGUCCUGAAAAAAUUAAAUCAUCCAAAUGUGGUUAAAUUGUUCGAAGUGUUGGACGAUGAACAGGAUUCUUUGUAUAUGGUUUUGGAAAUGUGCGAAAAAGGUGUUCUUAUGGAUAUCAGCAUUCAGAAGGUAACAACACCAUUUUCCAAUGAAACAGCACGACAUUAUUUUAGAGAAAUGAUACUUGGCUUUGAAUAUUUCUCAGUCUUAAGGUCUCAAAAAUUGGUCAUUGGAUCUAAGACUAUAAAACAUAAAAGCCAGACUGUUGACAUCCUUAGUCAUACUUGUGAACUUUCAGGUCUAAUUUCCCAACUUAUGUCUGUUUUACAUUUAACGAUUAAACAGUACAUGAGCAUGACAUUGUUCAUCGAGCCAGAUAAUCUCCUUUUAUCUGCAGAAGGUGUUCUCAAGAUUGUAGAUUUUGGUGUGUCCGAGAUGUUUACUGAGGGGAAUGAUAAAAUGAAAAAAUCUGCUGGUAGUCCAGCUUUUAUGGCACCGGAAUUAUGCGUGGCCAAUCGUGGUGAGAUUUCUGGAAAGGCUGCUGAUAUUUGGUCUAUGGGUGUGACUUUGUAUUGCCUUGCUUUUGGACGUUUACCCUUCGUGAAAGACAACAUAGUUGACUUAUAUGAAUCGAUAAGAAAUGACGAUAUUACUAUUCCAGAAGGUUCGAAUCCCGACCCUGACCUUGUGGACCUUCUUCAUAAAGUUCUUGAAAAAGAUCCUGAGAAAAGAAUUAUUAUGGCUAAACUCAGAGAGCAUCCAUGGGUAAAUAAUCAUGGAAAAGAUCCUCUUAUAUCGACCGGAGAAAAUUGCAGUGAACUCGUCACCGAAAUUACGGAUGAUGACUUGAGCUCUGCAAUUAAACUCUUAAGUUUUAGAAGCAUUAUUGCUGUGCAUAGCGCUGUUCAAAAAUUCAAACGACUGUCAAAGUCGCACCAUUAUUCGGCAGAAGAAAUGGAUAAAUUGAAAAAAGAUGCACAGGAUGCUGAAGAAAAUAAAGAAAUAGAAGUAAAUGAACCUAUUGCUAUUAUCACGGAAA
Messenger RNA from Cetraspora pellucida, 1339 nucleotides. Lineage: Eukaryota; Fungi; Glomeromycota; Glomeromycetes; Diversisporales; Gigasporaceae. The record is from the annotation of a GenBank genome assembly.